UGUGAGAGCAGCAGGAGGAAGUGGGGAGAGAGGAGUGGGGGCUGUGCCGGGGCCGGGGCCGAGCGGUCUCAGGUGACCCCUGGGCAGCCUCUGUGGCUGGAAAGGAGGAACCUGCUCCGAAGGUCGCUCCUACCUGAGCCGCCGACUCCAGCUGCGGGUCCCGCAGCCCUUCUCUGCCUGUGACUCCGGUGACCGCGUCUGCUCCCAGCCAUGAGGAUCCGGAUGGCCGUGAGGUGGACCUGGGCUGGCAAAAGCUGCCUGCUGCUGGCGCUUUUAACGGUGGCCUAUAUCCUGGUGGAAGUCUCGGUCUCCACUUUCCAUGCCUCCCCGGGAACCGGCCUGGCCAGGGAUUGGGGAUCAAGACAGAUCUCCGACCCUGGGGACAAGGCAGAGGAUUUGUCUCGACCGCUUUAUGAGAAGCCCCCUGCGGAUUCCCAUGCACUUGGGGAGUGGGGGAAAGCCAGCAAACUCCAGCUCAACGAGGGGGAACUGAAGCAGCAAGAAGAACUCAUUGAGAGAUAUGCCAUUAAUAUUUACCUCAGUGACAGGAUCUCCCUCCACCGCCACAUAGAGGAUAAAAGAAUGUAUGAGUGUAAAUCCCAGAAGUUCAACUAUAGGAAACUUCCCACCACCUCUGUUGUUAUUGCUUUUUAUAAUGAAGCCUGGUCGACUCUGCUCCGCACCAUCCACAGUGUUCUAGAAACUUCUCCUGCAGUCCUUUUGAAGGAGAUCAUCUUAGUCGAUGACUUGAGUGACAGAGUUUAUUUGAAGACACAACUUGAAACUUAUAUCAGCAAUCUUGAUAGAGUCCGCUUGAUUAGAACAAAUAAGCGAGAGGGGCUGGUCAGGGCCCGUCUGAUUGGGGCCACUUUUGCCACUGGGGAUGUCCUCACUUUCUUGGAUUGUCACUGUGAGUGUAAUUCUGGUUGGUUGGAACCACUUUUGGAAAGGAUCAGUAAAGAUGAAACGGCAGUUGUGUGUCCUGUCAUAGACACCAUUGAUUGGAAUACUUUUGAAUUCUAUAUGCAGACUGGGGAGCCCAUGAUUGGUGGUUUUGACUGGCGUUUAACGUUCCAGUGGCAUUCUGUCCCCAAACAUGAAAGGGACAGGCGGAAAUCGAGAAUUGACCCAAUCAGUUCACCCACCAUGGCUGGAGGACUGUUUGCUGUCAGCAAGAAGUAUUUUGAGUACCUUGGAACAUAUGACACUGGAAUGGAAGUGUGGGGAGGUGAAAACCUCGAGCUGUCUUUUAGGGUGUGGCAGUGUGGAGGUAAAUUGGAGAUCCACCCCUGUUCCCACGUGGGCCAUGUAUUCCCGAAACGGGCACCGUAUGCUCGGCCCAAUUUCCUCCAGAAUACUGCCCGGGCAGCAGAAGUGUGGAUGGACGAGUACAAAGAGCAUUUCUACAAUCGGAACCCUCCAGCACGGAAAGAAGCUUAUGGUGAUAUUUCUGAAAGAAAAUUACUACGAAAACGACUGAAGUGCAAGAGCUUUGACUGGUAUUUGAAAAAUGUGUUUUCUAAUUUGCACGUUCCGGAGGAUAGGCCAGGCUGGCACGGAGCUAUUCGCAGUAUGGGGAUCCCUUCUGAAUGUUUAGAUUAUAAUGCUCCUGACAACAACCCUACAGGUGCUAACCUUUCACUGUUUGGAUGCCAUGGUCAAGGCGGCAAUCAAUUCUUUGAAUAUACUUCAAAGAAAGAAAUAAGGUUUAAUUCUGUGAUGGAGUUAUGUGCAGAGGUUCCUGAGCAAAAAAACCAUGUGGGAAUGCAAAAUUGUCCAAAAGAUGGGUUCUCUAUUCCAGCAAACAUUAUUUGGCAUUUUAAAGAAGAUGGAACCAUUUUUCAUCCACACUCAGGACAGUGCCUUAGCGCUUAUUGGACACCUGAGGGCCGACCGAAUGUUGAAAUGAGAACUUGUCGUGCUCUAGCUAAAAAUCAAAUCUGGAAGUUUGAGAAAUAGAAGAGUACAACAGCACUUUCAGCCUGAGCUGACAAUAGCUUCGGGAAAGUCAAAGAGCCUUCAGGGAGCCUCAGGGAAGAUCGUGUUUUAUCAGAAAUCACCCAAAGGUCAUCUGCGAGGGCUCUGUAAAAGCUGUGGUUCGUUUGGGUAUAGAAUAGUGAAACUGGGUGCACAGAGAGAGCUCCUGUUUAAUAUUUCAAAGUGCCUUACUGGUGGGAUGUUUUAUUUAAGAGCUUUGUCCAUAUGGUUUCUUACUUCUCCUUAAAGAAGUUGACUGUGAGUUGAGAUACACAAAACAUUUACGUACCAGACUUAAAAUAUUAAAGAAUGUAAAAGUCUAAGCAAAAUGAGGGAUGAUUUAUGUUGAUGGGUAAAUUCCCUGCACAUCUCAUUUUUUUUUUGCACAUCCCAUUUUUCAAUAAAACUCCUAAAUGUGCAGUUUGAGCUGUUUGGCUUCUAUUUGCUAUUUUGGUUGUACAUAGAAGUUGAAUUUCUUUUAGCCAGCUCAUUAAAUUUUAGGUUUUGUUUAUUUUUAUUCUAGUUUUCCUUUAAUCCAAUAGAAAUCGAAGAAAGUUCAUGUUAAAGAGAAAGGCCUGGUUUAGAUAUAUGUGUCUUUGGAAGAGGGCAUUAGUUUGGAUGUGAGUUUAGAGGUCUUUUUAACAUCUCAGAAAAAUAUACCGGACUCUGAAUGAAAUGGGGAGAUAUUUACAUUCCACAUUUUGUAAACUUGAGCGAUUGGAUUAACUGAUCUAUACUGAUACCUCACAUCACUCUGAUUUUGUAAGCUGUCCUCUCUGUGAACUCGUUUGUGUGUGUAGGGCAUUUUCUGAUUGCACUUAAGCUAUGAAUGUACUGGAGAGGGACUCAUUCACAAUACUGUGCUUCCCUUUGUUAAUGCUUAAUCACUUAACGUAAACACAAUUGAGGCCUCUCUGAAGUUCAACCCCACCGUGUUUACUGAAAUGUGUGAAACUGAAAGUGGGCCCAGUUCUACAAAGGCUGUGGAACUCUUCUAGGAGUUCUUGCUGAAUAGGACAUUUAAGGGUUUAUCUUAAGAAGACGAGGAAUAAAGACUGCCUUGGCAAUGGCGAGUGCCACCUUCCAGCGAGUUUUCAGCCCUAAGCCUGGCACUCACACAGCCUUCAGUAAGUGGGUGAGUGGAUGACUGAGUGAAUGAGUGGCUCAGCUGCAGAAUGUGACUUUGGUCAAAUCAUUUGACCAAAUGACUCAGUUUUCUUAUUUGUAAAACGUGAGUGCUGAACUAGAUCUUGAAGCUCCCUUCAAGCUCUGAAAUGUUGUAAGUGUACGUUACACCUUUCUCAGAUUCAGUCACUGUGCGAUCUUUACAACACUUUUUCUCUCUCCACCUUUAACAUAGGUUGUGUUGUUGAGCAGCGUUCAGUCCAGUUCUGAAGCUGGAAAAGGGAAAUGCUUUUAAAAAUUAAGUGAGCUGAGCUCAACUGACAUGGUUUAUUUUGGAUUGAGUGGAAAAUCCUUGUGGUCAGUGUUGUAUUCAUUUCAUUUUGACAAUUGUUGAACCAAUUUUUGUUUCUAUCUUUAAUGUUUCAAACUCUAAAAGUAAUCUUUUGGGCUAAGAAUAUAACUAUUUCCCAAACUAAAUUAUUUGAGAGGUAAACAGACUUUAAAAAAAGUAUUUUUAUUCAUUUUAUUCUAAUGUAAGAUGCAGAAAUCACAGGCUGACUUUAGAAUUAAAUCUCAUUUAGUCCACUUUGGUCUAGAUUUAUGAAAAAUGCAUGCUCCAUAAAGAAUUAGUCCACAGUAUUCAUAAGUGAAGUUCUUUUCAGUGUCUACUUGGUGACUUGGAGAGUAGCACCUUUGCAAAAUCUGAAUUUAAGAAAUUUUUUUAGGGUAACCGUUUCAAAAAGUAAAAUUGCUGUGUAUCUUGAAUGCUUUGUUUCUCUUUUGCUUCUUAAAAUGAAAAUGUGUUGUUAACUUUCUGUAAGUUAUCCAGCACCCUUAAAGUCUAUCAAAGAAUUGUCCAGCUUCCAUGGGCAAUGUGCAUGGCCCUGGGUGUAAUUUAAGAAGGAUUUAUACUAAUGCUCUGAAUUUUGCAAAAGGGUUGAUUGGCAGCAGAUAUUCUCCUAAACCCACCCUGUCCCCUUGCUCAGUCUGCCUUUUUUUUUUAAAUCACCCUUUCUCUUUUUAUUUAUUUUUGUUGUUCUUCUUAGCCCCCUAUCAUAUGGGAGAACUAAAAUGGACAUAUUCUGUAAGUACUUAUUGGAACUAUUCUUAUUCUAGUAUCUUACUGCUCCAUCAAAAGAGAAAGGGAACAUUGAAAAGUAAAGUACUUAAUUCUUUAUUUACCUUUUGCCUAAAUUGCAGGGUGUCACCCAUUAAUCUUUUUGGAAGAAAUUUUAGGCAGUGCUGUAUUUAUAUCAGUAGUUUGGAAUGGGUCGGCUUUCAUUCCUCACAAUAGUGUAGGUGACAGAAGCAUGAGGCUUUCACAUCUUCACAAAUAGGCAUUUCCAAUUUAAUUCCAAAAACACAGUGUGAAACUGCAAACAAAAUAUAUUUUGAUUCCCUCCUUCUAAUUUAUUGGUACCAAAGCUGUCUUUUGCUGUUGACAAUUAAGAUUUGACCUUUUAAGUUAAUUUACAUGCUUAAUAACAGUUUUAGUAAAAUAUUUGGUAGACAAAUUUCAACUUUAAAUAGUCACUGUGUCAUUUAGUGCCCAAUUCUAUGAAUAGAUUGACUAUCUAAAUAGGCAUUUUUAGCAU
Equus quagga is the source of this 4697-nucleotide messenger RNA. RefSeq names its product polypeptide N-acetylgalactosaminyltransferase 4 (gene GALNT4). Gene Ontology annotation, cellular component: Golgi apparatus. NCBI's taxonomy places the organism in Eukaryota, Metazoa, Chordata, Mammalia, Perissodactyla, Equidae. The transcript has a single exon. The record is from RefSeq and is a predicted model, not a curated record. Bases 211 to 1959 code for a protein of 582 amino acids.